Molecule: messenger RNA, 1267 nt
Organism: Theobroma cacao (cacao)
Lineage: Eukaryota; Viridiplantae; Streptophyta; Magnoliopsida; Malvales; Malvaceae
Product: protein SRG1-like
Source: RefSeq, a predicted model, not a curated record
AUGGAAUCAAAAGUGGUAUUGGGGAAUUCUCUGCUUGUGCCUUGUGUACAAGAGUUGGCUAAAGAGACCAUGACCACCCUCCCACCAAGGUACCUACGCCCUGACCUUGAACAGACGACCGUUCCCGCCGAUGGUUUGGAGAUACCGGUUAUCGACAUGAAGAGCCUGCUUUGUGAUGAAUCCAUGGAUUCCGAAUUAGCCAAGCUCGACUAUGCUUGCAAAGAAUGGGGGUUCUUCCAGUUGGUAAAUCAUGGAGUGAGCUCUUCUCUGAUGGAGAAAACAAAGACUGAGAUUCAAGACUUCUUCAACCUCCCAAUGGAAGAGAAGCAAAAGUUUUGGCAGUACCAAGGAGAAGUAGAAGGAUUUGGGCAAUCCUUUGUUGUAUCUGAGGAGCAAAAGCUGGAUUGGGGUGACCUCUUCUUCAUGACCAGCCUCCCUCCCCAUUUCAGAAAACCCCAUUUAUUCCCCAACCUCCCUCUUCCUUUGAGAGAUACGUUGGAUUCUUAUUCAUUGGAGUUGAAAACUCUCUCCAUGACUCUACUGACGAACAUGGCAAAAGCACUUGAUAUGAGAGUUGAAGAAAUGAAUGAGAUGUUUGAAGGAGGAAUGCAAUCAUUUAGGAUGAACUAUUACCCUCCAUGUCCUCAACCAGAGCAGGCCAUCGGCCUUAGACCCCAUUCUGAUGCUGUUGGUCUAACCAUCUUGCUUCAGCUCAAUCAAGUAGAGGGUCUCCAGAUAAAGAAAGAUGGCAAGUGGACUCCUGUUAAGCCCCUACCAGAUGCCUUCAUUGUCAAUGUCGGUGACAUUUUAGAGAUGGUAACAAAUGGGGCGUAUCGUAGCAUCGAGCAUCGUGCAACAGUGAAUUGUGAAAGAGAGAGACUCUCUAUUGCUACAUUUUGGAGCCCAAGAUAUGAUGGUGAAGUAGGUCCAGCACCAAGCCUGAUUUCACCAGAGAAACCAGUAUUGUUUAAAAAACUAAGGGUUGAAGAAUACUUCAAGGGCUUGUUUGCUCGUGAGCUCCAAGGGAAAUCUUACCUUGAUACCAUGAGAAUAUAGCACGGUUAAUUAAGGCCACAAACAAUUGGCUCAAUUGUCCGGCCAUAGUUGGACUUGUACUUAAUAGCAAUUGAAUAAUUGCAUGGAGUUUCUUUCAUGAUAAACAUUAAUAACAAUUGAAUACUUCAACGGCUUACAAAUAACAUAAAUAUGAAUAUUAACGUUUUUUCACAUAUUUAUGUGAGUGAACAGUUUAACAUUUUCCAUGCAA